AUGAGCGCGUGCUGCACACUGCGUACUGCUGAGAGUAGCUACUGUGUGACUGCAUACUACACCAGCUCCACAAAAUACAGCGAUAAAGACAACGGUGGCAUGUUGGUUUGGUCUCCAUAUCACACAAUACUUGACUCUAAAUUGGAUGAGUACAUUGCAAUUGCAAAAGAAAAGCAUGGCUACAAUGUUGAGCAGGCUCUCGGCAUGCUCUUCUGGCAUAAACACAACAUCGAGAAGUCCCUUGCUGAUCUGCCAAACUUCACCCCCUUCCCUGAUGAGUGGACGGUGGAGGACAAGGUGUUGUUUGAACAAGCGUUCAGCUUUCAUGGGAAGAGCUUCCAUCGGAUCCAGCAGAUGUUGCCGGACAAAUCCAUAUCCAGUCUUGUGAAGUACUACUAUUCGUGGAAAAAAACGCGAUCCCGGACGAGUCUGAUGGACCGACAAGCGCGAAAGCUGGCAAACCGGAGUAAUCAAGAUGAAAGUGAGGAAGAGAUGGAAGAAGCCAACCCCAUUGAGGCCAACGACAGUGACUAUGACCCUACAAAAGAGGCGAAGAAGGAGAGUCAUGCAGAGCCUCAGAUGCUGAGCUCCAAAAUUGCACUGGGACGGAGAGAGCACCAGACCCUGCAGCACCGUCACCACAGCCAGCGGUCCAAGUGCCGCCCUCCCAAAGGCAUGUACCUCACACAGGAGGACGUGGUGGCCGUCUCCUGCAGCUCCAGCGCCGCAAGCUCUGUCCUGCGGCAGCUCGACAUGGAGCUGGUGUCCCUGAAACGACAGGUUCAGAAUGCCAAGCAGUUAAACAGCGGACUUAAACAGAAGAUUGAAGAUGGAAUUGAUGAACUCAGACUGCCUGAGUGCACCCAAAAAAUUAAUGCCCGCUGGACAACAGAUGAGCAGCUUUUGGCAGUACAAGGGGUACGAAAAUAUGGGAAGGACUUCCAGGCUAUUGCUGAUGUGAUUGGGAAUAAAACGGUGGGGCAGGUGAAGAAUUUCUUUGUGAACUAUCGGCGUCGCUUUAACUUGGACGAGGUGCUUCAGGAAUGGGAGGCGGAGCAGGGAACGCACACUCCCAACGGAGACGGUGCCAGCUCUGGUGAGGAUGGAAAGAACAGCAACAUCUCCUCAGGAAAGAGCACAGAUGAAGAAGAGGAAGAGGGUCAGGUGACCCCAGCCUCGGGUCCGUCUCCUGUAGCCACAUCAGCGUCUCUAACAGCAGCCAGCAGCUCCAGCUCUCUCAACCAGCCUCCACCUCUUCUGCGCCCAUCUCUUCCUGCCACUCCAGCGCUACACCGCCAGCCUCCGCCUCUGCAGCAGCAAGCCCGCUUCCUUCAGCCCCGUCCUGCCCUGAACCAGCCUCCGCCGCUCAUCCGGCCCUCCAACCCCCUCCCUCCUCGCCUCAACCCCCGCCCCACAGCCCCUGCUCCCUGCAUGGCUUCAGCCGCGCCGGGCCAGCAGCCGCCCUCUCUGGUGGGCAUCCAGUCCGAUGCCCCCUCCUCUCUACACUGAUGUGUUUCAUAUUUGUGACAUUGCUGAUGAAGGUAAUUAGUUAGCACUUGUGAAUACUAGGAAAAGAAUGAUCGUUUUAAACUGUGUAUAUAUUAGUUACGUAACUUUAUAUUUAUUUGAACUGAUUUUUUAUUUUAUUUUUUAUUUUGUAAUCAUGUUGUAACAUUGUACUUUAAAGCGAUUGAUUGUUCACCCAGAAAUGAAAAUCACCCCAUGAUUUACUCACCCUCAAGCCAUCC
Molecule: messenger RNA, 1748 nt
Organism: Sinocyclocheilus rhinocerous
Lineage: Eukaryota; Metazoa; Chordata; Actinopteri; Cypriniformes; Cyprinidae
Product: REST corepressor 3
Exons: 11
Coding region: 1-1509 (502 amino acids)
Biological process (GO): regulation of transcription by RNA polymerase II; negative regulation of DNA-templated transcription
Cellular component (GO): transcription regulator complex; histone deacetylase complex
Molecular function (GO): transcription corepressor activity
Source: RefSeq, a predicted model, not a curated record